Molecule: messenger RNA, 762 nt
Organism: Ixodes scapularis (black-legged tick)
Lineage: Eukaryota; Metazoa; Arthropoda; Arachnida; Ixodida; Ixodidae
Product: chymotrypsinogen B-like
Exons: 4
Coding region: 1-762 (253 amino acids)
Biological process (GO): proteolysis
Molecular function (GO): serine-type endopeptidase activity
Source: RefSeq, a predicted model, not a curated record
AUGAUCACCCUCAGCGCGUCUCCAGUAACUCAAGUGAUGUGUGUUGAUGUUGAAAGCAUCUGCACGCCUAUUCACAAUACCUGUGGACUUUUCAUGAAAGACAUUGCUCUGGUAAAGCUGGCACAGAGAGUAAACUUUACAAAACACAUUCAGCCAAUUUGUCUUCCGUCUAAUUGCAGCGAUCUUCCUGCAGACACUCCCUUCUAUGCUACGGGAUGGGGCAAGAUUGACUAUUAUUACGAAUUCGAUGAUGAUUAUAAUGAAUAUGAUAAUGGUGCCAGAGAAAGCAUGAAGGAAGCUGAUUUUGACCGAGCCAUGAACGACCAAUCAACUAAACUAUCAAGCAGCAGUUCACAGGCUGUCCGAAAAGGAGUUCUCAUAUUAGACAGCACAAACCGGUUAAUGCAACGAGAAAUCGAUCUCAUUGAUCAGGAUGAAUGCACAAAGCAAAUGGGAAGGAAAGUUCCUGGCUAUAUCGUUUGCUCAAACGGUGGAGCGUGCCAUGGAGACAGCGGAGGACCUUUGAUGUACGAAGAUAAAGGACAAUGGUUUCUUGGUGGCGUUAUAUCCGACGGGCCAGACGACUGCCUUCAACCGGAGCGACCUUUGCUUUUCGUAAAGGUUUCGCACUUCGUGCAAUCCCUUAUUUCGCCUGCAUUGUCUUCUUCAAGCCAGUUUGACAAAAACGCGACGUGUGCAACCGAGGAGGCUCGUAAAGAUUGUGUAAGAAAGUUUUAUCAGUUCUACAACAACACCUUCUAA